CUCAGUCCCCUAACCUUCUCCUUAGGUAGCAAAGGUGAUGGCCAAAAGAAGGAAACAACCUCAACAAACCCUAACCCUAACAUCACUGCAUCUCAGCGGUUCUCUUCCGUUCGAUUUGGUGGUUGAUAUACUGUGUAGACUCCCUGUCAAACACCUCCUUCAACUCCGUUGCGUCUGUACAUCAUGGAAUUUUAUUAUCUCUCGAGAUUCCGAGUUUGCCAAGAAGCACUUCCGCUUGUCAACCUCCAGCCACGACCGCCACCACCUCAUCCUAUCUUCAUCUAAGUUCCUUCUUUCACAUUCCUCAAUUUCCUCUAUAUUCACCUCCACAUUCACUACUGCUACUUCUACUGUCAAACAGUUCGGUUACGGUAAAAGAAGUAUUCUUAACAAAAUAGCAGAUCGGAAUAGCGCUUCCACCUGUGACGGCAUCCUAUGUUUUAAGAUACAUGAUACUUUGGCUCUGGUGUGUAACCCUUUCAUUCGAAAAUUCAAAAGAUUGCCUCUUCUGAAAUUUCCACACCAAUUCCUUACCUCAUAUACCUUAGUGUAUGAUCGUUUCACUAAUAGUUAUAAGAUUAUUGCUGUUACUGAUAGUUAUAAGAUUAUUGCUGUUAAUGCAAGUAGAAUGAAAUACGAAGUCAGCGUUCAUACAUUGGGUACUCGUUGUUGGAGAAGGAUUUUGGACUUCCCAGGUCCUGACCUCAUUCCUAAUUCUGGAUCAGGAACAUUUUUUAAUGACUCCGUUAAUUGGUUGACACGUGAUACUAUUGAUCGGGCGUAUUUAAUUAUUUCUCUUGAUUUGGAGAAAGAGUCCUAUCAAAAGCUUUCAGUGCCAGUCUUUGAUGUGGAUUUCCCAAUUUCUAUGAUGAGUACCUUAGGGACAUUGAGGGGUUGUUUGUCUCUCCUCUCUCCCAGGGACACGUUUUAUGAUGUUUUGAUUAUGAAGGAAUACAGUGAUGAAAAUUCUUGGAUUAAAUUGUUCAGUGUUCCUCAAACGAAUCCAUGGGGUGAUUGUCACUAUACCAAGGUAUUAUAUAUUUCAGAAGAUGACCAAGUGUUGAUGGAGUUUUGCAAGGGUUGGACUGAGACGGAAUAUAGUUUGGUGGUUUAUGAUUCCAUAAAUAAUACAUUCAAGAUUCCGAAAUUUCAAAACAACAUCCAUGGUCAUAUGGUGGCAAACGAAAUCUAUGUUGAGAGCUUGAUUUGUCCUUUCUAGAUGUUGUGCUAUGGGACCUGCUCAUCUUGUUAUUUAUUUCAUGCUUAUUUUGAUUACUAGUGGUGAUUUAUUUCGUUACUCUUAGUUUAUGUUAUUUUUAUUUGUUUGUAAGUUAGAGCUGUCGGUUUUGUCAUUGCACAUUACAUUUUCUCAAUUUUGUUUUGUGUAUCCUUAGUUGGUUUCUAUAUUCCGCUACAAUGUUUGAAUCACAUUUUGUUU
Vicia villosa (hairy vetch) is the source of this 1438-nucleotide messenger RNA. Its product is annotated as F-box/kelch-repeat protein At3g23880-like. The record is from RefSeq and is a predicted model, not a curated record. Gene Ontology annotation, molecular function: protein binding. Lineage: Eukaryota; Viridiplantae; Streptophyta; Magnoliopsida; Fabales; Fabaceae. Bases 38 to 1219 code for a protein of 393 amino acids. The transcript has a single exon.